Molecule: messenger RNA, 870 nt
Organism: Triticum turgidum subsp. durum (durum wheat)
Lineage: Eukaryota; Viridiplantae; Streptophyta; Magnoliopsida; Poales; Poaceae
Source: the annotation of a GenBank genome assembly
AUGGCAGGAGGAGAGCAUGGAGCCAAUGGCCUGCAACCGCAAGAGCAAGACCACACUGGAGCUCUGGAGGAAGGAAGAGGAGGAGCGAAUCAACCAGCAGGGUGCGAGGAUUCAGAGCAAGCUCUCAGCAGCACGGCCAAUCAGCCCAUGAUCUCCGUCCAAUUCGUGCAGAAGGUCCUCGCCGAGAUCAUGGGGACCUACCUCCUCAUCUUCGCCGGCUGCGCGGCGGUGGCCGUGAACCAGAGGACGGCCGGCACGGUGACGUUCCCGGGCGUCUGCAUCACCUGGGGCCUGGCCGUCAUGGUCAUGGUCUACUCCGUCGGCCACAUCUCCGGGGCGCACCUCAACCCCGCCGUCACGCUCGCCUUCGCCACCUGCGGCCGCUUCCCCUGGAUUCAGGUCCCGGCCUACGCGGCGGCGCAGGUGACCGGGUCCACGGCGGCGAGCCUCACGCUGCGGCUGCUGUUCGGGAGCGAGCCGGAGCACUUCUUCGGGACCGUGCCGUCCGGGUCGGACGUCCAGUCGCUGGUGCUGGAGUUCAUCAUCACCUUCUACCUCAUGUUCGUCAUCUCCGGAGUUGCCACCGACAACAGAGCCAUUGGUGAGCUCGCCGGUCUGGCCGUUGGAGCUACUGUGCUACUAAACGUGCUCUUUGCCGGGCCCAUAUCAGGAGCAUCCAUGAACCCUGCAAGAACCAUCGGUCCGGCGAUGGUCGCUGGCCGCUACACCGGCAUCUGGGUGUAUAUCGUCGGUCCUGUUAGUGGCGCGGUUGCUGGUGCAUGGGCUUACAACCUCAUCCGGUUUACCAACAAGCCACUACGAGAGAUCACCAGGACUGGGUCCUUCUUGCGAAGUGCAAGGAUGAGCUAG